AUUUGCCUCAAGGGAAAGGCUUGGCACCUUCCUUCUCCGGUCUUCGAGGCGGCGAAGCUGGCGUUGCGGAGUAACGAGCCUUGUGACGGAUAAACUACGGAUUCAUAUUUGGAAGGUCCUGUAGGUCGAUGCUCCAGUGCCUUCACCAAGCACCUUAAGGCACAGAUACCCAAUGAACCUCAUUGUAUACUGCCCCGUGGGGAUGGUCGGAAAAAUGCAAAUAUGAAGGACUCGUUGGUCAGGGACGUUACACCCGUCUCAAGCGACGAUGUUCCGCAGGUUCCUGACGACUAUAUAGUUGUAUCAGGUUGUGCUCUCAAUUACCAUCCGAGCACGCCAUUUCAGAAUGUUCUUGUCUACUCUCUUCGCAGCGGUUCUAGGUGCUGCCUCCGUUAGUGCUCAUGCUACGUUCCAAGACCUGUGGGUCAAUGGUGUUGACGAAGUUGGAACGUGCGUUAGGACGCCCGCCAGCAACAGCCCUGUUACAAGUGUGACGACGCCAGAUCUAGCUUGUAACGUCGGAGGAACGACUGCGGCAGCCUCCACCUGUACCGUUCCUGCGGGUGGUACCGUCACUGUUGAAAUGCACCAGCAACCUGGGGACCGUAGCUGCUCUACCGAAGCCAUUGGAGGAAAUCAUGAUGGUCCCGUUAUCGUUUACAUGGCCAAGGUUGAUAACGCAGCUACUGCUGUUGGCUCCAGCGCCAACUGGUUUAAAAUCGCUCAAACAGGCCUGGUCUCUACAGACUAUUGGGCUACGGAUGUCCUCAACGCGAAUUGCGGUAAGAUGGAUGUAAAGAUUCCUGCCGAUAUUGCUCCUGGGAACUACUUGCUUCGUGCUGAAGUUAUCGCACUUCACGUUGCUGGAAGCGUUGGCGGUGCUCAGUUCUACAUGUCAUGCUUCCAAAUCAACGUUACUGGCGGUGGAUCAGCUAGCCCACCAACUGUCAAGCUUCCAGGUGCCUACAGUGCGACUGACCCAGGCAUCCUCUUCAACCUCUAUGGUUCCUACACCAGCUAUACUAUUCCUGGACCCCCAGUCUACGCCGGCGGAGCAGGCCCAGCUCCAACUUCCGCUCCAGGAAGCACUACGACUGCUGCGCCUCCCCCGGUGACAACGACGACUGCGGCUCCACCCGCAACCUCAACUGUGGCAGGUACGGUUACCCAGUAUGGCCAGUGUGGUGGAAUUGGCUGGACCGGCGCAACUGCAUGUGUCUCCGGCUUCACCUGCACAAAGCUCAACGAUUACUAUUCUCAGUGUAUCUGAUGCACCGGCCUUUAUACCUUAUCAAGAGCGUGACUGGUAUGCAUGUAAUAUGCGAUUGUCCAACUGCGUUCAUACUCAAGUGCAUUCAUCUGAGAAUGCCAGUGAGAUCGCGUGGCGUAUAAUUAAACUUAAAAAAAAUACGAGAAAUACAGUGGAUGAGUUGCGAGGCUGUUGUGCAACGACGGCUCAUAUCUGGGAACUACCCAUUAUUUCAGUACUUGGAUUGCCCAGUCUGAUACUAUAGCAGUGACUUUGAUGCCUGUUCAUGUUUUUGUUGGAAUGAUAACAAUGCACUAUACGCAUGCAUGGCGUAUGAUAACAAUGCCCAUGGCUGAGUUGAACAUAGAGUCUCUAGAUUCGUUACACGAUUCAGUAGUCAAAUGGUAUGGACUAUAAAAUGAUACAUGAAGA
Somion occarium is the source of this 1681-nucleotide messenger RNA. The record is from the annotation of a GenBank genome assembly. NCBI's taxonomy places the organism in Eukaryota, Fungi, Basidiomycota, Agaricomycetes, Polyporales, Cerrenaceae.